AAAAGCUUCUCUUACCGAAUCUCCGAAGGCGAAGAUUGUUCAAAGCGUUUUUGACGCACUCAUGCUUGAUAGAGAGAGAGAGUGAAGUGAUCAAAUUAAUACGAUCUCUAGAGUCGGUUACAUCUCAGGAGAUUCAAUCAUCAAUCUCUGAUUUUCUCCUCUCUCUCCUGGAUUUUUGUUCUCUUCAUGAUCGAUCAGUUUCUCUGCGGUCGCUUCCACGUUGUUCCAUGAAUUUGCAGCACGGCUGACGAAGAACAUCCUCGGAUUCUGUCCUGUUUCCUAGUUUCUUGAAAUUUCUCAGCCGGAGAAUUGUUCCGACAUAACUUUUGGUGUUGCUUGGUCGCUGAUUCUGACACUCCGCCGGGGAAUUAUGCCGUUGCCAUCGUCUUCUUCGUCUCCCUCAUCCACGAGGCCGAGGCCUCGUCUCGACCAGAGCCGUACCCUAAUUCCAGGCCUUCCCAACGAUGUCGCUGCGCUGAUUCUCUCCUUCGUCCCUUACCCUCAAAUCUCGCGCCUCAAAUCGACCUGCAAAUCGUGGUAUGCUUUUCUCUCCUCGAAAACCCUAAUCUCUCUCCGCCAUAAACGGAACAGGAACAGUCUCUCGCACCUCCUCUGCAUCUUCCCGCAAGACCCUUCGAUUUCUAAUCCCUAUCUCUUUGAUCCGGAAACUCUCUCGUGGUUAUCUUUACCCCCCAUGCCCUGUAACCCCCACGUGUACGGCCUCUGCAAUUUCGCCGCCGUGGCUCUUGGACCAUACAUCUAUGUCCUCGGUGGCUCCGCAUUCGACACCAGGUCGUAUCCGUUGGACCGACCGAUGCCGUCUUCCUCGGCAUUUCGGUAUAGUUUCGUGAAGUCGACAUGGGAAAGGCUGUCUCCGAUGCUCUCUCCUCGUGGUAGCUUUGCCUGCGCUGCCAUGCCUGGUUCGAACCAGAUCAUUGUGGCGGGAGGAGGGUCAAGGCACACAUUGUUUAGCGCUGCCGGGAGUAGGAUGAGUUCGGUGGAGAUAUACGAUGUUGAGAGGGAUGAAUGGAGGGCAAUGGAUGGAUUGCCUAGGUUCAGGGCAGGUUGUGUCGGAUUGUUGGUCCGGAAUGAACAGGAGAGGGAGUUCUGGGUGAUGGGUGGAUACGGGGGAUCGAGGACAGUGUCGGGGAUUCUUCCUGUGGACGAGUACUAUAGAGAUGCGGUGGUGAUGGAAUUGAGGAACAAUGACGGUGGCGGAAAAUGGCGGUUGGUUGGCGAUAUGUGGGGACAGGAAGAGAGGGCCAAGCUGGGUAAGAUUGCUGCCAUCGAUGACGAUUGUGGGAGUUCUGCCUUUUUCAUGUUGGACGGCAACCAGAUUCUCAGGUAUGAAAUGGCGCCAAACCUCUGGCAGAAGGAGUCGACUUUGCCACGGAGAGUUCCUUGUGAAAAAUCUUCCGGGUUUGUUGCACUGAAUGGCGAGUUGCACGUUAUGACUCUUCUGGAGGGCUUUAGCUCUUCAGACACGUCUAGCCAGACGAGAAAGCAGAGAAAGGGCAACAAAUCAAUGAUGAUUCAGAUCUACCAUCCUAUGAAAAGGACUUGGAGAUCCAUCGUGUCGAGGGUACCAUUCAUCAAAGAACUCGAUUUCAGGACCUCAGUCAUGUGCACCAUUCGCGUGUAAAGGCAGCGAGAACUCUGAUGAUGCCCUUUCGCAUAGCCCAGUUGUUUCUCAUAUACGGUCAUGUAGAUACGAUAUUGGUAUUUUUAGCGUAUGUUUUACUUUGCAUUUGUCUGUGUAGACCGAAAACUUGUCCGAUACAUUGGUUAACGGGAAGAACUCCAAAUCUGGUUUACGAUGUAUAUGAUAUGGUUUUGUAUA
Tarenaya hassleriana is the source of this 1840-nucleotide messenger RNA. Its product is annotated as F-box/kelch-repeat protein OR23-like. NCBI's taxonomy places the organism in Eukaryota, Viridiplantae, Streptophyta, Magnoliopsida, Brassicales, Cleomaceae. Gene Ontology annotation, molecular function: protein binding. The coding region runs from base 371 to 1642 and encodes 423 amino acids. The record is from RefSeq and is a predicted model, not a curated record. The transcript is spliced from 2 exons.